Messenger RNA from Diaporthe citri, 1530 nucleotides. RefSeq lists its product as uncharacterized. The record is from RefSeq and is a predicted model, not a curated record. The transcript is spliced from 4 exons. Gene Ontology annotation, molecular function: transmembrane transporter activity. NCBI's taxonomy places the organism in Eukaryota, Fungi, Ascomycota, Sordariomycetes, Diaporthales, Diaporthaceae. Gene Ontology annotation, cellular component: membrane. The coding region runs from base 1 to 1530 and encodes 509 amino acids. Gene Ontology annotation, biological process: transmembrane transport.
AUGAAUCCCAACGGUACUUCAACCGAGGAGCCGCUCCCAGACAAGGAAGGGCUGGAAACAGCAAAGCCAGGAAAAGCCUCCCAAGACACUGCACGGGUCGCACACCUCGAGCACUUCGAAAAUGAAGAUGCAUCGCAGCACAAGGCCAGGACGACGCGGCUCUUGCGCAAGAUCGACCUGCACCUCCUCCCCUUCCUGAUCGUCAUGUACCUGCUCAACAUCCUGGACCGCUCAAACCUCGCUCAGGCGCGGCAGGGCUCACUGGAGGCGGAUCUGGGCAUGAAGGGGACGGACUUCAACCUCGCCACGUCCAUCUUCUUCGUGGGGUAUUUGCUCAUGCAGCUGCCGUCCAACAUGCUCAUCACGCGCGUGCAGCCGCGGGUGUACCUGAGCACUGCCAUGGUCCUGUGGGGGGUGGUCAGCACCUGCAACGCCGCAGCGCAUUCGUUCGGCGCUCUGAUCGCCAUCAGGUUCUUCCUGGGUUUCGUCGAGGCGCCGUUCUUCCCCGGUGCCAUCUUCCUGAUGAGCUCUUGGUAUACGCGAGCGGAGCUGGUGCAGCGCAUAGCUUGGUUCUACUCUGGCAAUGCUCUUGCCAACAUGUUUGGUGGCCUACUCGCGGCUGGUAUCCUAGGGAACCUGGAUGGAGAUCUGGGAUUGGCAAGCUGGAGAUGGCUGUUUAUCAUCGAGGGGGUAAUCACUAUCGGCAUAGCAAUUGCGUCCGGCUUCUUUCUUCCCAACUACCCAGCCACAACACCCUGGCUGACCGACGAAGAGAAGCACUUUGCAGCUUGGCGCCUCCUGGCCGACAUCAACGAGGAGGACGAGCGGCAUGCGACGUCAACCAUGACCGGGCUGAAACUGGCGCUGGCAGACUACCGGCUGUACCUGUUUGUGCUUCUGCAACACGUCAGCCUGCUCAGCCAGACCUUCCAAUACUUCUUCCCUUCCAUCGUCGGAACGCUGGGAUACGGAAGCAUCGAAACGCUUUGGCUGACGGCUCCAGUCUGGUUCGCGACCUUCCUCGUCUCCGUCUUCGUGACUUGGACAUCAUCCCAGACAAAGGACCGAUCGAUCCACAUCGUCUGCCUGAUGCUUGUUGCAGCAGUCGGAAACGCUAUCGCAACAGGCACAACCAACAUCGGAGCCCGCUUCUUCGCCAUGUUCCUAAUGCCGAUGGGCGCCGUUUCCGCCUACCAGAUCAUUGUGUCCUGGGUAGCCAACUCGUUCCCGCGGCCCCUGGUCAAGCGCUCCAUCUCGAUCGCCAUCGCAAAUAUGAUCGGCAAUACGGCCUCCAUUUACGGCUCAUAUAUGUACCCGGCUACAGCCGCCCCACGAUACAUACCAGGAGGCACAGCAAACACUGUCAUCUGUCUCAUGGUCGCGCUCCUGGCGCUGGUUUUGCGGUUUGUGCACGUGAAAGAGAACAGGGAACUGGAGAAAUUGGAAGAGCGGGAGCUUGCAGGUGGCGGCCGGGCCGGGGAUGGCGGCAGUGGGGACAGGAGGACGACUGGCUUCAGAUAUGUAUAUUGA